AUGGCGACUACGUGCUCCGAGGCGGAGCCGAGCGCGGACCCCCUCCCCCACCCACCACGCGGUCCCGGGCGCUCGGCCCCGCACCUCCCCCGCCCGGCGGCCGGGAGACAAAGCCCCCGCGACCGUUCGGCCGGCCCCAACGCCGGCCCGGGGGGCCCUCAGGGCCGCGGGCCCCGCACAAAGAGCGCGGCGGGGCGGUCGCGGCGCUGCCCGCCGUCUCCGGCCCUCUCUCUCGCUGCUCCACACGCAGCCGCCUCAUUGCCCACGCCAUCUAACCCAUGGGUCACCCCCCAAAGGCACAUGCCUCACGAUCCCCUCCACACGGUCCUGAUCCCGAGGCCCGGAUUGCGGAUACACACUCAGGGAAAUGGCGGAGGUGGGGGAGGGGAAGCGGGCAACGUUUACCACCACCACCCCCCUCGCCCCGCGUCGGAGCAGCGGCCAACCACCGGGCAACCCCCUCCAAUGCCCCCGCGAGCCGCCACACCGGGCUCCGACCCUCUCCCUCGCGCGACGCUCGCUCGGCUCCGUUCCUCACCGCGCGAGGCCGCCGUCCCUUCGCCGCCGCGCCGCCUCAGCCGGUCACAGCUAGAUAGAGAACCAGCGCGAGGCCCCUCCCCCGCCUCCCGCCCUCUCUCCCCGCCGUCGCGCCCGAUUGGCUGCCCCAACUACGGCGGUGGUGCGAGUGCGCGGCGAUUGGCUCACGGCUGCGUCUAUCCGGGCCACGGCGGCCACAACCCCGCCUCCCGCCGGCGCCUCCCUACGGGCUGUUAA
This is a messenger RNA of Ochotona curzoniae (black-lipped pika), 774 nucleotides long. RefSeq names its product translation initiation factor IF-2-like. The record is from RefSeq and is a predicted model, not a curated record. The transcript has a single exon. The coding region runs from base 1 to 774 and encodes 257 amino acids. Lineage: Eukaryota; Metazoa; Chordata; Mammalia; Lagomorpha; Ochotonidae.